GACACUUGUUGUGUCUCCUUAAAGCGACUCGCAGCAGUGAGCUGCAUCAAACGCAUCGUCUCGUCCUCGGACAUUGGAGGCGGCUGCAUCGUCUCCCGGACGCGGAGACACAAAGGCUUGUUGUGUAACUAAUUGAGGGCUUACUGUUACGGCGGCUAAAUGCGCAUUAACUGUUGCAGUUUGUGUGGUUACGUUCAUUAAGACAUUCCUGCACGGAUUGGGGCGAGAGUGUGUGUGAGGGCUUUACAUAAUAAAGUGUAUGCUUUUCACGUGAAAUGCCCCUUUAAAAAGCGGUCACCCUCAGCCCACACUCGGGCACAUCGUAAACCGCCGGGGUUUGGGAGGAGUGAAAAGUCUGUGACAGCUGCACUUUGUUGCAUCAAUUCGACUUCAGGAUGGUGUCUUCUUACCCCUUACCGGACGGCUUCACCGACUUCGAUGUGUUCUCACUGGGAUCCUGUCUGCUGGUGGAGGGUCUGCUGGGCAUCCUCCUAAAUGCGGUGACCAUCGCUGCUUUCCUCAAAGUGAGAGAGCUGAGGACCCCCAGCAAUUUCCUAGUGUUCAGUUUAGCGAUUGCUGAUAUUGGCAUCUCUAUGAACGCCACCAUCGCUGCUUUCUCCAGCUUCCUGAGGUACUGGCCUUAUGGCUCUGACGGAUGCCAGACUCAUGGUUUCCAGGGAUUCGUGACAGCGCUCGCCAGCAUCCACUUCAUAGCUGCCAUCGCCUGGGACAGAUACCACCAGUACUGCACCAGGACAAAGCUGCAGUGGAGCAGCGCCAUCACGCUGGCUGUAUUCGUCUGGCUCUUCACUGCCUUCUGGUCCGCCAUGCCCCUCAUCGGCUGGGGAGAGUACGACUACGAGCCCCUCAGGACCUGCUGCACUCUGGACUACAGCAAGGGCGACAGAAACUAUGUGUCCUACUUGAUCCCCAUGGCCAUCUUCAACAUGGGCAUCCAGGUGUUUGUUGUCAUGUCCUCUUACCAGUCCAUUGCACAGAAAUUCAAGAAGACUGGAAACCCAAGGUUCAACCCCAACGCUCCUCUUAAGACUAUGCUGUUCUGCUGGGGGCCUUAUGGCCUCCUGGCUUUCUACGCCGCCGUGGAGAACGCCACCCUCGUGUCACCCAAGCUCAGGAUGAUGGCUCCCAUAUUGGCUAAGACCUCUCCCACCUUCAACGUCUUCCUCUAUGCUUUGGGAAACGAGAACUACAGAGGAGGCAUCUGGCAGCUCCUCACUGGAGAAAAGAUUGAUGUGCCUCAAAUUGAGAACAAGUCUAAAUAAACUAAGAAUUCAAUAAUUAUAAACACUAACUGUCAUCGUGUUUCUGUCUCUGAUCCUAUUUGCACAUGUUGUGUGUUGAACAGUUGUGGCCAUUGUACCUUGUUCUUCAUGAAUUUGUUGUUUUUUGUUCCUGCAGUUUUACGUCAAGAAUUUUGUCAACCACAAAUAAGAUUUGGCAUAUUGUGAAAAAACAAGCAAAAAAACAUUGUAAUAUGACUUGUAACUUUCAAACUGCGAAAAAGUGAGCAAAAUUGCUAAUGCCCAGCACUACAGUAUGUGAAGCAGUAUUUCAUUCACUUAAUUCCAAUAAAAAUACAUCAAAUUUGGCUACUUCA
This is a messenger RNA of Pungitius pungitius (ninespine stickleback), 1618 nucleotides long. It is a transcript of the gene rgra, whose product is annotated as retinal G protein coupled receptor a. Gene Ontology annotation, cellular component: plasma membrane. Lineage: Eukaryota; Metazoa; Chordata; Actinopteri; Perciformes; Gasterosteidae. The record is from RefSeq and is a predicted model, not a curated record. The transcript has 7 exons. Gene Ontology annotation, biological process: phototransduction; visual perception; cellular response to light stimulus. Gene Ontology annotation, molecular function: G protein-coupled photoreceptor activity. The coding region runs from base 396 to 1283 and encodes 295 amino acids.